GGAAGACUUGGGUAGUUAAUUCCCAAGGUUAGUAAAUAAUUACUGGAUUUGCAAAUGUAUUAUCAGAGUCACCUACAGACUUCAUGAUCCCUAACUCAUCCUGCAGUGGGAGAGACUAUUUCUAUGUCCCAUUGGUGGCCCACUGUCAGGGAACCCAAGUGAUGGCCCACUGUCAGGGAACCCGAGUGAUGGCCCACUGUCAGGGAACCCAAGUGAUGACCCACUGUCAGGGAAUCUGAGUGACAGCCCUUUGUCAGGGAAUCUGAUUGAUGGCCCAUUUUCAGGGAAUUUGAGUGAUGGCCCAUGGUCAGGGAAUCUGAAUGACGGCCCAGUUUUGGGGAAUCUGAGUGACGGCCCAUUGUUAGGGAAUCUGAGUGACGGCCCAUUAUCAGGGAAUCCGACUGAUGGCCCACUGUCAGGUAAUUUGUGUGACGGCUCAUUGUCAGAGAAUCUGAGUGAAUGCCCAUUGUCAGGGAAUCUGAGUGACGGCCCACUGUCCGGAAUCUAACUGACAGCCCACUAUCAGGGAAUCUGAGUGACGGCCCAUUGUCAGGGAAUCCGAUUGAAUGCACACUGUCAGGGAAUCUGAAUAACAGCCCAUUGUCAGGGAAUCUGAGUGACGGCCCAUUGUUAGGGAAUCCAAUUGAAUGCACAUGGUUAGGGAAUCUGAGUGAUGGCCCACUGUCAGAGAAUCUGAGUCACGGCCUAUUGUCAGGGAAUCUGAGUGAUGGCCCACUGUCAGGGAAUCUGAGUGAUGGCCCACUGUCAGGGAAUCUGAGUCACGGCCCAUUGUCAGGGAAUCUGAGUCACGGCCCAUUGUCAGGGAAUCUGAGUGAUGGCCCACUGUCAGGGAAUCUGAGUCACGGCCCAUUGUCAGGGAAUCUGAGUGAUGGCCCACUGUCAGGGAAUCUGAGUCACGGCCCAUUGUCAGGGAAUCUGAGUGAUGGCCCACUGUCAGGGAAUCUGAGUGAUGGCCCACUGUCAGGGAAUCUGAGUCACGGCCCAUUGUCAGGGAAUCUGAGUCACGGCCCAUUGUCAGGGAAUCUGAGUGAUGGCCCACUGUCAGGGAAUCUGAGUCACGGCCCAUUGUCAGGGAAUCUGAGUGAUGGCCCACUGUCAGGGAAUCUGAUUGAAUCCAUUUUCAGGGAAUCUAAGUGACCUAUUUUGUAGCUGAAUCUUGUAUAUUUUUGUAUCUGAAUAUGAAUCCUGUGCUGCUCCCUCCUGCCAGUGUAUGAACAUGUUACUCUAAGCAGAGACACUCCCUUAAUUCUUUGGUUGCUGAAUGAUUUGUUUCUCGAUUAUGAAACGUUAGAAUCUCCUACGUUUCCCGUAUUAUGCAUGUUAUUUAUUUUACCAGACUUUACAUUGAUCUGACAUAUAACAAAUUAUGGGGAAGGAACAGAACUGGUUUAAUAAACACAUUCAGUCUUAUAUCAUCACGUACCGUUUAAUAAAUACGUUAAGUGCUCACUCACGUUUGUAUUGGUGCCCCUUGAAUUGAUUAUGAAAGUCUCAGCCAUUGGGAAAGAUCCUCGUCUUUUCUACUUGACCCUCUUUAUUUAGGAGGUGUUAUGUGCAUUAAUCUUAUCACUGCUAACAAUAUAUAGACGGCUCAGUAUGUAUUGUAUACAUUGUAUCACAUUGCAGGCAAAUCAUUGUAUUCUGUCUAAAAAGGAACCACUUUAAUAACCUGUAAUCUGGGACGUAAUCCUACCCGUUUACAAACCAUUGAACCACGGACACCAACAAGGGGAAUUUCAACCAUACAGGGUUAUUUACUAAUGUGAGAAUUCAAAAGAAAAUUUUAAUUUUAAGUUUAAAGUCGCCGAACUGGAAAAAUUCUCCAAGUCAGUUAUGCUUCCAGUUCAGGUACUCUGCCCUAAAUUUGAAUUUCAUUUAGAAUUCCCAAUUUAGUUAAUUAAACGGUUUGGCCCAUUACUCCUUAAAGUUGGCAAUUCAGUUUUCAAUUCCUCUGUUUUUUUCAAUAAUUUUUUUAUUGAUUGAUUUCUCUUUUUUUUUUUUUUUUUAAAUAAACCUGUGUUGUGUUUGCAAACGAGAGCAGAGUAUUUUUUGAACAAAAGGUUAAACAAUGAAGUUAACCAAGGCCGCGCACACGCAUUAGACCUCCCCAUAGGAAAGCAUUAUACAAUGCUUUCCUAUGGGUAUUUCGGCGACGCUGGAGGUCCUCACAUAGCGUGAGGACGUCCAGCGUCGUUUUAAAACACUUUUUAUGUUCGCAGAAGUCUCCUCUAGUGGCUGUCUACUAGAGAAAUACCUCUUGUAGCGUGUAGCGGUUUGCAUUAAGGCUGUCCUCAAAAUUUGUGUAUGCUUUCGUGUAUUGCUUGUUCUAUGUGUUCACAUUGUAUGCAGCAUUCGACUGAUUGUUCGGUAAAAUAACUCCGUUUACUAUACAAGUGAAACUACCGAACAAUCAGACCACCCCAGGGAUAAGUGUGCCUCUCAUUACCGCUCGCAACAAUGUUGCAAACCCCUAAUUGGCAAUCGGUACUUUGUUCUAUUUGGGAUACGAACACGUGGCGGCGACCAUAUUAACUCCCGAACAGCGGUGUUUGGUCGUCGAGUAUCUGGAACCCAAAUCGGACACUCGACUAAGCAAACACCUCUGAGACCUCCAGACUUCCAUAACUUUGUGUGGAAACAACCGAAUGAGCCGCCAUUCGGUAGAAAGAAUCAUCCGAACAAGGGGAUUCACAUGAAAGCAAGCAACACCCAUUUCAUUCGUUAUUUUCAUACGUUUAUACCCACGAACCAAGACCGACCGCAAGGCAAAAACUUAUGGAACUAUUUUCGGCUACUGUUACCUGUGCGGUCGGUCAAAACUUUACUCUCCCAUAACUCCCGAACCCCUGGUCCGAUCUGGGUGAUUUUUGAGUAUGUUACUCACUCAGAUAAGGGCUAUCAGGGGAUGCCCUAUUUAUGAGUGUACCCCAUGUAUUUGGUGUACAUCCAGAAACUGGGGAAAUACUGUACACGGAUUAAAUGGAUUAUGUGUCAUGCUGAGGGGAGGAGAUAUGUGGGAGGUAACAUGUAUUUUAUUGGUUACUGUAAUAAUUACUGUGGGUGUCUCCCUUGCAUGGGAGAAUUGCUUAAAAGCAGGCAUGAGAAAUUAAACCUGAGUUCAGUUCUGUUCCUAAUGCUGUGUGUCAUCCAGUCAUUGGGAAACGUGUGGGAUACUUUUGGAUUACUUUACAAACCGUGGAUAUUAUUCUCUUGGGUUUUAUUACUUGUUCCUGAGCCUUAUUUGGAUUACCAGCUGAGAUAGUCUGUGAAAGACUAGCACUCCGCUACAUAGCAGUCACUCAGAUGGCCACUAGAGAUGUUUCCAGGGUCAGUGCUGCAUAAUGUACAGCACUGAUAUUCAGUGUCGCCAUGGAGCUGAACAUUCCUCAGACAUGUAUUGAUACAAUGCAUCUCUAAGAGGAGAUUCUGAUUGGCACAGCAUGCUGAGCAUGUACAAAGGCCUCCCAAUGCUUUCCUUUGGAAAGGAGGUGGAGAGGGGGCAGGGCCAGCCACAAUCAGACCCGCAUAGCGCUGGAAAAAAAGGUGACGUUUACACCGUCUUAAAGUAUGUAAUGGGGGGGCUUGGGGCCUAAGCAGCGAUUGCAAAACUAUAGUGUCAGGAAAACUUUGUAGUGUUCCUUUAAUAUUACUAUGAAAAUUGUUAAAGUGUUAAAAUCUGUAUUUUUUCACAGCAUGCUGUCCUUGACAUGGGUGCAGAAAUGAUAAUUUAUCUUUAUAGACUGAUGGUAUAAUACAAGUGAUUCUGUGGACUGUAGCAUCAGAUCUCAUGAUCCGCCAAUUAAAUUGUUCUAAUUGAAUGCUAGGAUUCUCUAUGAGAAUCUCAGAACGCAACACUGCUCAUGCACGCAUUGUGUGUUCGCAAGCGGUGGGCUGGUUGUGAAAUCACUCACCUCUCAGUACACCACACAUUACAAGAGCAGGUUCGGGACAUGCAGAUGCCCAAAUUCGUCAAAGCGUGCAGACAUCACUGCAUGCUUGGGUAUGAGAGCCCAGAAGUGAGAAUCCUGGCUUUCAAACCUUCCAACAAAACUAGAUUGCAUCGUGGGGAAAGCAGACAGGGAGCAUAUAAGGCACAAUAACAGCUUCAAUAAAAUAAGUUGUAAUAAUGCCUACACUUUAACUCAGCAUUGUAAACGUUGUAAAAGUCCAGCUGUUUACCUUUAUUUGCCGAGGUUAGAAAUGUGACAGCCACAAGCCUACACAAAAGAGAUAACUUGGCUGUGUCUCUCCUCUAUAAAUCCAUCAAUCCCAAACUAUCUGUGUGAUUGAAGAGACGCUGUUUAACACAUUUUAAAGCUCUCUGUGCACAGCCUCAGUUAUGAACAGUUAAGAGGGUUCUGGAACUUGUACGUCAGAUAUCAGGAUUCUAGUUAUGAAAGCUCUGAAGUAAACUGCAACUCCCAGAAACUUUAGUUGUGCUUUUCCUAAUGUACACCGGUCUUCUUGGAAAAUCACUAUAUAGAAAGAGUCAGAAGGAGUAGGCUAUAUGCAAUCACAUAUUGCAGUACUAUAACCAAAAAAAAAAGUCUAGCCCAAACGCUGUAAAAUACAUUUCGUGUUUGUACAUUGCAGCACAAUACCUUAUGAAACUAAUGACCUCUAGUGGCUGCGUGCAGAUAACGUUGAGAAGUGCAUUAUUUCAGUGACAUACAAGGCAUACUGUUUUAACACCUUAUGGACGGAGACAAUUGUCCAAGUUCUGAUCAAAAUAAAACCUGGAAUUUGAGCAUGUGGGAAAAAUGAAGAAAUAUUGUUAUUCUUAUUUUUGCAUGACAUUUAACUGUAAAUGUCAUAAUACUGUUAGUUUUUACACUCAUAUUUGUCUUCAGUGAUGUCUUAUGAGUACAACAGUGCCCCCCGCUCCCCUCCCCUCCCCUCCCAUCCCGGUACAGGUUUUAUGGGCGCACUCCCAUUUUUUUCUGUGUAGAUUUGGAAUACAGACCAGAUUUCUAUUGGGCUGAGCAUCCCACCCAUCUACUACGGGUUCCCCUUUGGAGGUGACCACAGGAAAGCUUAAAUUGAGGAGUCUCUUAAAGCAGUUAAUACUGCAAGUAAGUAUUGCAAGUUAGCAUGUAAUUCUCCCAAGUUAAAAUUAGUGGAAGACCCACCGAUGUUGGGCGUACUGUGAUCUGUGAUGUAGUGGGUGGCUUAACACAAUAAGGCAAUAUGGUGGAACUGUAAUGUAAACAUUGCAUUUUCUCUGAAAAGACAGUGUUUACAGCAAAAAGCCUGAAGGGAAUGAGUCUACUCACCAGAACAAAUUCAAUAAGCCGUAGUUGUUCUGGUGACUAUAGUGUCCCUUUAAGGAUUUCUUUUACAAUAUAUCUUUUCUGAUGUUGGGUGGAACAAGGUGGGCAGGGAUAAUCAUGUGUGUCGUGGGGGUAUUAGAAAGGUAAUAUUACCUUGUUCCAGGGUCGGACCGCCUACAGGGACUGGUGUUGCUGGUAUGGCUGGCACAUUGGCUGCUUCCAGUCUCUCCAGUCUGUUGUUUAUCUGGCCUCUUGAAGACAGUACGGAAGACAUCAUGCCAUAUAAAUCUGCCAUAUUGUUAGAACUGGGCCCCUCCGCGGCAUCAGUAAUGUCUGUAUUUGUUCUCCUAAGUUUAAAUAGUUCUACUUUCAUGGCCGUAGUGAGGAAAUAAAUGUUUAUUUUCUUCAGCUCAGCAGUAGUCUUCGCCAAGAUCUCCCCUCUUUUCCUAAUGGGAUUCUUUAAUUGUGGCAUUGAUAGAAUUGGGGUUGGGUGAACUGAUGAUAUAUUUUGAUAUGCGCAUGUCUAGUAAUGGUGUAUGUUGCCACAGCAACAGUCCACCAUGCUUGUUUAUACUUAUUGUUUAUACUUAUUGUUUACUUUGUGAUUGCUCAGGGUUACACAGGUGUUGGAAGUGAGAGUUUUUCAAAGGAGGGGCUACCGCCUUUUUCACUUUUGUUUACCUAUAUAAACCUAGCUGGUAGUGACUUUAGACUCGCCCUUGACAAAGGUCUUUUUUUGCCGAAAUGCUGGGUGGCUGUGUUCCUUGAUCACUAACUAAGUAUAGUACCUUUUGUACAGCAAUUGACUUCUUCUUUUUUUUUACCGUGCGUUUUUUGAGUAUAUUACUUGCUGUAUUACAAUACAAAAUAAAGUAUCUCUUUGAAAUACCUGCAUGGUUAUAUAUAUUACUGUGAAUAUUAAUGAAAUACAUGUAUACGAUUUUUGACUUAUGAAAUGUGUAUUUAUUGGUGUCUACCAGUAGUUUCAGAGUAUCUUUAUAUUUUUGAUUAUGUAAUAAAGUUUAUUUUUGUAUAUAUUCAUAACAGGAGCGCAGGCUAUUAAUUUAUUAUAUUUGGUUACAUUUUGUUUUGAUCAGAACGUGUACAAUUGCCUCUGUUCUUAGGGGUUAAGCACGCUGGACUCGUAUUCGUAUUAAUGGAAAGAGCUACUAGGUAGAUAAUUUAAUAGGAAUCAAUUUCCCAUAAGUAUUGUAAAACCAACGUAUAUAAUAGAGACAUAUGCAGUGUGACGUUCUACAUAUGGGGUAAAGAAACGUAGCAAACCUUGCGCUGAGAUCAGCAAGAUCCCCUUUCAAUUAGCACCUUGACUUAGUGUACUUAAAUUAUAACCAUACAUGACAAAAUCAAUAGGAGCAAAUUACAAUGGAAUAUCUAUUUAUUAUUAAUGCUGAUUUAUGUAACCAACACUUAAAGCUGCUUAAUUAGCUGUUAGGCUGCAAAUCACAACAGGCUCUGGAAACCCUUACGUUGCCAUGGACUUAUGCACUAACUCGUUUCUGCUUCCCUUUAUCUCUGUAAUCAGCUGCUGGGAAUACUCAAAGUAGUCCCACAACUGAUGGAUUAUCAAUAAUCAUUCUAAGGUUUAAUGAUCAGAAAUCGUGUAUAUAUAAAAAAAAUCACAGUUUGUCUAUGGGUCUAUACAUCAACGGCAACAUUAACCAAUCGUGUGAGUCUCAGACCCAAAAGUGUAAUUUUUCAUAUAACAUUAUGUAAUGCUUUUAGUUCUGUUAACUGAUGCACGUGACAGUCUUAGAUUUAGGAACCAAAUAAAAAAAUUGCAGGUGCUAGAAAGAAUGCGAUUUUAUCAAGUGCAGAUUGUUUAUAAAAGAUAGCGAAAGCUGGUGUCAGGCGCAAGAACACAAGAACAGAAAAUAUUGUAUGUUUAUUAUAAUCAGGCCUACUGACCAUUUGUCUUUCACGCUAUGUGUACCGAAUUACUUUAGUUAUGUAAUAAGAAAUACAGAAGUAGAAAGCAGGACAUGAGACUGACGCCCUGUAACAUAAAAUAUAUAUAGCUCUGUAUGUCUAGGGGAAUAUUCACAAAACUAUUUGUUUUCCAACAUUAUCCUAAACCCGAAGUGUAGCUAAGAGAAAUAAUUCACAAUAAUAAAAGCAAAAACAAAAUUCUUUUAAUUAAUAUUGUAAUACAAGCAUGUCAAACUAGCGACCCGCAUGCUUACUAAGGUAGAGUAGGCACCUGCUCUCCCCACAUUGCAGAUGCCUACUCUGCUAAAAUUUAUCCAGCCGGGGAGGAGAGGAAUGUGGCGGCAGCAAGGGAGCUCAGUCUUCCUGCUCCUCACUGCUCCCUUGCGCGCGCCCUCCCUAAUGAUGUCAGGUGCCGGAAUAUGACAUCAUUCUGGCACCCGGCAUCGCUUAACGGUAAUCCAGGGGGGACGGUAAUCCAGGGGGGCCCACCCAAUGAAAAGCGUCACAAGGAUUGCAUCGCCUUAUUGACUCCAUCUAUCCUGUAUAUCUCCCAAUUAUCUCCCAAAGAGGGAUGGGUUUGGGAGAAGCGGUCCUUGACUUAUCUUUUAGGUCCCGUGAGUACAAACCUACAUUUCUAUGAAAAUGUAAGGUUUGGGUUUUUUUGUGGCCCACAUAAACUUAAACCUUGUUUAUUUGGCCCAUGCUAACCUUUGAGUUUGACAUGCUUGUUGUAAUAGAACAGAGAAAUUCAUAUCAUGCAACAUCAUGUAAAACCACUAGAUGGCAGACACAACUACUGAAACUUCUGUAGCUGAACUAGCCUGUAGUCAAACGGGGGUUAAUGACGAGUGUGUUAAAGUGGCUGGAAGUUUAAACGUUGGGCGUGAUUUUUUGGCUAGUUUGUUUUUUCCUUGGAGGUUUUGCCUUUGUUAAAUCAGCUCCGGUUAGAUUCCCCUGACUCUUCAUUGCAUUGCAAUAGAGGUAGGUAAGCCUGAAGGACCUGGAUUUAGUAGAAUCGGAGCUGAGAAUACUCUUCCAGAAUGGAACUGGAAGUAAGGUCUUACAAUAUCAGACAUGGAUAGGUUGUCAGGCAGUCCCACCGACCAAAUAACUGGGGUAGGUAAGUAUGUGUAGGCUCAGGGGCUCAAAACUGUUACACAGUCUUUGCUGCUGCAACCGCUUUUAACUCCAUUUAAUGCGGGACUGCAUAGAACACAAAAUGUGUGCUAACAGGAGGGUGGCUGCAAUUUGUUUGUAUCUGUGUGUCAGUGUGUAUCUGAAUGUGUUUGUGCCAGUGUGUAUGUGUGUGUAUGUGUAUGUAUCUGUGUGUCAAGGUAUGUGUAUAUACCAAUGUGUGUGUUUGUGUCAGUGUGUGUAUCUGAGUUUCAGGUUGUGUUUAUGUGUCAAGGUAUGUGCAUGUAACCAGGUGUGUGCAUGUAACCAGGUGUGUGCAUGUGUCGAGGUGUGUGAACGUGUCAGUGUGUGCAUGUGUGUGUAUCUGUGUGUUAAUGUGUAUAUAUACACAAUUAAACACAACAUACAAACACACCCCCAAAUUGAAACUACAAAUGUAUAUACAAACACACCCCUUCACUCAAACACCAAUACUACAUACAAUGUACAUCCGCAUUUAAAAGACAUCCAAACACACGCCUGCAUGCAAAUGCAAACAUUACAUACAAACAUACCCCUGUAUUAAAAUGCAAAAAUUAUAUACAAACACCAACUCUACACACAAAAGCGCACAUGCAUUUAAAAGCAAACACUACAUACAAAUACACACACCACUGCUUUCAAAUGUAAACACUACACACAAGUACACCACUGCCUUCCAAUGGUAACAGUACAUACAAAUACACCCCUACAUGCACAGACAUACUCUAUACAAAAACAUGUUUAUAUUAAAACGCGCAAACACUGCUCACAAAUACAACUCUGCAAGGAUGGGCAAAUGGUAGAUCCACAGCUGGCAAAGUGUUGUGGAGUUAACUGACAGAUAGAAUCUACAUUUUCACCACUCUUGCACUAAAAUAUGCCUUGCACAAGGACCCUGUCAACAAUAGUUCCGCCACUAGGUGGGGGUGAAUGGUGUGAUAGCAUGCCAGAGAGUGGGGGGGGAGGGAGGGGGAUUUCCCAAUCGCUUCCUCUCCUACUUCUCUCUCAGUAUCUGUUUUUCUUUUCUUUAUUUCUUAACUAGUUUUCUUUAACCCCUUAAGGACACAUGACAUGUGUGACAUGUCAUGAUUCCCUUUUAUUCCAGAAGUUUGGUCCUUAAGGGGUUAAAACAUAAGAUAAAGAGGGGCGGCGCCUGACUUCCGGCGCGAAUGGCGGCAUCUUGCUAGAGCUCCGCUCCUAGCAGGCCCUGCAGAAGCACACAUAAGCUGCAAUUCCCACCCUACUACCGCACAAACACCCUCCACAGAACCACCUACCCUCAGUGCACCCGAGGACAUGGGCGGCGGGCGCAAAUCCUCAAAGGGGUCGGCGGUGGCCCCGAUAUUCAGAUCCCGCGCACCAGAAGAGGGACGGCGGGCGGAGGAACAGAGGGAGUCUGACUCCGACUCCACAGCCAGCGACGUGAGCCACCGGAACACAACCCCCAUCACGAGGGAGGACCUCCGUGGCUUACUGCAAGACAUAAAGGAGAAUAUGGCGGCGGAAUUUGCUAAGCACCUGGCACCUCUGCGGGCGGGCCUGACAGACCUCGUGCAACGCACCAGCUCCCUAGAGGACAAGAUGGCUGCCACCUCCUCCAAAGCGAAUACCCACGAGCAGGCACUACAAAACCUCACAGAGCAGGUGAAAAGGCUUGAAGAAGCCCAAGAAGACCUUAACAAUCGCUCCAGGCGGAAUAAUAUAAGAAUCAGGGGCCAUAGAUAUGGAGUCCCUCUCCUCCACCAUCAGGGAGACCUUCUGCAGCCUACUCCCAGAAGCACCCCCAGCUGAACUAUUGCUGGAUCGCGCCCAUAGAGCACUGCGGGCCCCCAUCCCCGGAAUGCCAACACCGCGGGAUGUGAUAGUACGGCUCCAUUACUACCAUAUUAAGGAAGCCAUCAUGAGAGUGGCACGAAAUACACCCCUACAAAUUGAGGGACACCAGGUAUUGUUUUUCCAGGACCUGGCCCCGAGCACUCUGCGAAAGCGACGAGAAUUGAGACCGCUCACUCAGGCACUUACACGGAGACGGAUCCGGUAUACAUGGGGGCACCCGUUUAAACUCACAGUGCGAAGAAACAAUCACACGCAUACUCUUCACGACAUCGCUGAAGCACGCAGUUUUGCAGAACAGCUGGGCAUACCCCUUGAGGAUACCAAUAACGAUGGGGGGGCUCAACAUGGCCUCCGCUUCUCCGACCGGAAGAGCCGAGUCGGACCACCAACGACGCCACCCACCCACGGGAGAUCCGAGCCCAGACGCUCGGGAAUAACCGACGCCAAUCAGCAAAUCACCUGCGCAUGGCCAGCUCCACCGGAUUCCGGCGCACCGACAGGACCCUCAACACCUCAAGUACCCAAGGACACUGAAUCCCACACAACCAGGACUCUCAGGAUCCCGACAGGCCGCUGACAUGAUGCACCUUCCACCAUCCGACGGACAGAUAAGACUCUAUUGGCCUCAAUGUUUUCCUUCAUCUCUCUUUGUUUGUUUUUUGUUAAGCUUUUGCUGUAAAAUUGCUCGCACACACCAGCACACACUGUAGGCCCCUGCGCAUGCACGAAACACAUUCAUAACAACCUUACCUUCUAUACAACGCACCUAAACUGGAGGGGGGGCAGGAGGGGGGUACAGGGAGGUAGGGAAAGGGGAGACGACACAAAAAAAUAAUAAAAAAAAAGGGGGGGACGGCAACUCAUAAACGAAGGAAGGGGAAAAAAAAAAAAAAAUAAAAACUGUAGAGAAAAAUGCACCACAAAACAAAAACGCAGGCAGACAGCCAACAGCACGACAUAUUUGUCUUAAGCAGCGUAAUACAGGGAACUCACAUGCUACCAAGGCCUGAGAUCACCCACUCUGACCAGCCACCGUCUUCAAAGACUAAGGCACUAUAUAUCACAGCGAGAAAGUACAACUGAAGCGAUAUGAAUAGGCUAGGCAACAACUCAUUAGAGGAUACGCCACUACCUACUGAUACCCACAUAUAGCACAUACCUGAAGGGAAUAAUACUAGAGGUGGCAUGGCAAAACUAGCCCGCGGCAUAUGACACGGCAAAACACUUUUCUCUGAGAUCUAAACAUUAUAUUCUGUUAUGUGCAACGGGGGCGCACCUGUUUUGAGAAUUUUAAUGCUUUUAAACGGACUUGCACUAGUCAUUAUUCUGCUUAAUGUUAUUCCAACUGUGAUUCCAGUGUACUACAUGCGGAGACAAGACUACUCCACAGGACGCCCCACCCCUUGGUCACUAAGGGAAGACGAAGACUGACGCUAGAGAGGACGGCCCUACUAUAAACCACAGCCUCCCAGAGCGACUGAGACUCCCGUAACACAGACCGACUAUGGGUACAGUACUCACACACACUUUACGCCUAUUGGCGACAUACACCUGGGGCCUUGCUCCUCCCCCUUCGGGCCUCCCUACUCUGGUGGGGGGUGGCAGGGGGGGGGAGUGACGCCGGGGAUGCUGAGAGCUGGCAAGUAACACGACCAACCCACACCCCUACAAGGAAUUGCAACAACUUCAACAACGGGCCUGUAGGCACCUCUGGCUACCUGCCACUACCCACCAAUCCAUCACCACACCUACCCCUUACGCAUACGGAGCAGUCAGGCGGACCACUCCACCACCUACUGGCAACGAGUAAGACCAGUAGCCUGGCCCUCCAGGGCCCAUACUACCAAUACCUCACCCUUGCACAUUACCCCCCCUCUUUCCACUACCACCCCUCAUCCUCCCUCCCACCCCAUACCCCCCCUGCCAAUCCACAGUCGCGGCGCGGAGCCCCGGCCGGGCGCUCGGCCUCCAAAUCAUUGGACCCACCACCCGCCAACGCACCACACAGAUUGCGGUUGGACCUGAACCGGGGGGCACGACCAUUAUCAUGCCACUAUCCCUGAAAUGCGUUUCUAUUAACACCAAGGGCCUCAACACCCCCGCUAAGCGACAUGGCCUACUACGAUGGGCACAUAGGCAACACAUAGACAUAUUGCUCCUGCAAGAAACACAUUUCACACCCACGAGAUCGUUCCCUCUCACCAACCGAUACUAUAAACAAAGCUACAUGGCCAACUCCCCGGACACGAAGACGAAGGGGGUAGCAAUUGUACUCAAAACCACAUGCCCCUUAACAGAUAUCAGGAGAACAAGCGACCCCCAAGGACGUUAUGUGACGAUAGAAGGGAAAAUAGGAGCAACACCAUAUGCUAUAAGUUCGGUAUACGCUCCCACUACCCCACACAAUACGUUUUGGCUGCAAUACGCUACACACUUACAAGCCUACGCAGGCAAACGCCUGAUAGUAGGUGGCGACUGCAACGCUACACACAUGCCAGCCAUCGAUAGAUCAUCGCGGGGGACGGAAGCUCCACAACCUUCCCGAAACGAUACCCACUUUGCCCAUUUCCUAGCCACGCAAACACUAGUAGACAUCUGGAGAGCACAACAUCCAUCUACCCGAGACUACACCUUCUACUCGCACCCACACGCCUCAUACUCACGCAUCGACUACUUCUUACUCUCCCCAAAUCUGAUAUCGCAGAUAACUCACACCUCUAUAGGUUCCAUAUCGUGGUCAGACCACGCAGACAUAACAAUUAUUAUACGCCUACCAGACCUCAAAAGACCAUGGACCUGGAAAUUAAACCCACUGCUCCUCCAUGAUACACAAAUCAGGCAAUCAGUCGCUCAAACCAUUGAGGACUACUUCGCCACAAACGCGGAAUCAGCCAAGUCCCCAAUCACGCUAUGGGCGGCACACAAACCAGUGAUCAGAGGCAUUCUCAUUAGCCUAGCGUCAACCCAUAAAAAAAAGAAGACACAGCAAAUUACGGAGACACUGACGGAGCUACGAAAGCUCGAAACGAGCCACAAACGCGACCCACAGCCACGUACUCUGCGCGAACUCACUGCCGCCAGAGACCUCCUCAAACGACUAAUGCACACGGACACGACCAAAGCCUUGAUGUGGCUCAAACAAAAAUACUAUGAAUCAGGCAAUAAAGCCGAUACCAUGCUAGCCCGUCGGCUUAAAAAACGCUUAGAGGCCAAAAAUAUAUCGUCUAUACGUACGAGGACGGGUUCGAUCAGCGACAUACCUGAGCAGAUCGGGGACACGUUCCAACACUAUUUCAAAUCCCUAUAUAACCACUCAUCACACCUCGGUCACGACUCCACGGCCUACCGGGAACGGCUAGACAAUUACCUCCAACACAUAACCCUACCUACCCUCUCCCAAGCCGCCAAACAAGCUUUAGAAGCAGAGGCGACAGUGGAAGAGAUGGCAUUAGCCCUCGGGGCUUGUAAACCUAAUAAAAGCCCGGGCCCCGAUGGGUACACUGCUCUCUACUACAAAGAGUUUAGCCCCCUACUCCUCAAACACCUCUGUGCCGUAUUCAACGCUACCUUGCCAGGCGAACACCUUCCACAGGACAUGACGAUGGCAAACAUAUGCUUACUCCCCAAACCUAACAAAGACCUCACGGAACCCGAACAUUAUCGGCCCAUCUCCCUACUAAACAUAGAUCUUAAAAUCAUGAGCAAGAUGAUGGCCAACCGAAUCAACCCGUACCUAGACAGAUUAAUACACCCAGACCAAGUGGGCUUCAUUCCCAAUAGGCAGGCAUUAGACAAUACCCGCAGAAACAUAGACCUCAUAUGGCUCACUCAUCACCGCAAACUCCCUACCACCGUGAUCUCCCUAGAUGCCGAAAAGGCGUUUGACCGCCUACUCUGGCCCUUCCUCUACCGCACACUGGUACAUAUGAACUUCCCGAGCGCCUUCAUCGCGUUCCUGCAGGCAACAUACCACUCCCCUCAAGGAGCCCUCCUGCUCCCCAACAUCACACCACCCAGAUUCCCGAUAUCAAAUGGCACACGACAAGGGUGCCCACUAUCGCCCCUCAUGUUCGCCUUAUCGUUAGAGCCUUUACUCCAAGCAAUCCGAAACAACCCUCAGGUAGAGGGAGUAACUAUCAGAGGCGAAAAAUACACGGUGUCUGCUUACGCGGACGACAUUCUCCUAACACUAACCAACCCGGAACAAUCCAUAGAAGCCCUACUAAAAACCAUACACGACUACGCCUCGGUGGCAGGCUACAAGUUGAACUUGGAAAAGUCAGAAAUCCUACCCAUUCAGCUCACCGACCCACAACUAAACGCCCUAAAAAACAAAUACCCAUUUCGAAUAUGCCCCACAGCCAUAACCUAUCUGGGGAUCCAGUUACCAGCAGACUUAACCACCUUAUAUGCAAAAAAUUACACACCGUUACUCCGCAUCGCACACAGCGAUCUGCAAAAAUGGGCGAAGCUGGGAGUUUCCUGGCUGGGACGGGUGACGUCUGUAAAGAUGACGCUACUUCCCCGAUUGCUAUACCUCUUUCAGACGCUGCCCGUCCCUCCCAACAAAGCUGACCUUAAAACCCUACAUACGGCGGUCGACAAAUUUAUCUGGAACGGACGUAAACCUAGAGUCAGUAGGAACACACUCUACGUCCCCAAAAAAUGCGGAGGCCUCGGGUUACCACACUUCUCACACUACUAUGCAGCUGCACAAUUAGCCCAGAUCCAGCACUGGCAUGCCCCGCCACAAACCAAACGAUGGGUGGACAUUGAACAUACAAUCUUUGGCAGAGAUCACCCAUCCCUCUAUAUGUGGGUCCCUAAACCACAUCGACCUCUACCCCCCCCAACUGCCCCAGCCAUCACUCAUUCCUUAGACCUAUGGGACAGACUGCAGGAUAAAUUCGAUUUGUCCUCAUAUCUCUCCCCAAUGACCCCGAUUUGGAGGAACAAACUCUUCCCACCAGGGCUCACUCCAGUCCACUUCGCCCAGUUCGACCAAAGAGACAUUGUAAGACUCAGCCACCUAUAUCAGUACAAUAAGGUAAUUCAAUACUCGGAAAUCAAAGACGCUGAUACUCUCACGGCAUUUGACCACUUCCGAUACAUUCAGUUACGCAGCUUCGCCUCCACCCCGAUGAUCUAUCAAGCAGGCACGGCCACAUUCACUAGCUUUGAGAAAGACUGCACACACCACCCACUUAGACGAGGUCAAAUCUCAGACCUCUACACGACCCUGGUCACUCACCCCACCCAAAUAGCUUUGCCAUAUAUAGUGGCUUGGGAAAAAGACCUAGGACCCCCGGAGGAUAACACUGACUGGGCAGAUAUAUGGGAGGCAACGGCCUCAAUCUCUAUCUGCGUAACACAUGCGGAACAAGCAUACAAGAUGCUGUUUCGCUGGUACCUUACUCCCCACCGCUUAGCAAUCAUCCACAAAACACCUAACACCUGCUGGAAGCUGUGUGGAGAACAGGGGACGUUCCUCCACUGUUGGUGGACCUGCCCCAAAAUUAAACCUUUAUGGCUCAGCGUCACUACACUACUCACGAAACACUUACACAAACCAUACCCUCUGGACCCAUGGGCCCUACUGCUCUCCAAACCUUUAGAGACCCUGACCAGAGCAGAAAACAAGCUUAGCGCACGCAUUGCCCUGGCAACGAGGCGAGCAGUAGCGGAAUUAUGGUCGACAAACCGACUACCCUCCCAAUUCCUUAUAACGAAAAAAAUACAAGACCACGUACAAAUGGACAAGCUUACAUCCCAAAUCCACAAUACGCCCAAACACUUCCACAAAAUAUGGGACCCAUGGCUGGAGGGGGACACCUCCCUACCUUGGUAAACAUACACAUAACUCUUGCAGGCACAAACAACUCGCAGACGUAGAUACCCCUGUUCUCCCUGUAACUCCUCAGCUCCGGAGUUUAUGUGUGUGUCCCCCCUUUAAUUAUUAAAAUAGGCAUCCCACCAUGGGGUCAUAAUAUACUUGGUUCACGAUUCUUUAAAGGAAGGUUACAGUGGAAUUAUGGAAGGAUGCAUCACUCAGUUUUACAAAGGCCUUUGUGUUCUCUUCAAAAACACAUCUAUGGCUCCAAUGUUUUUCUUACAAGGAGUGCGGAGGAGGACCUAUUUUAUGCAACUGAUCUUUCUGAUAGUGACAAAAUUAAUGUCAUUUAAUGAGGUAUGACCAUUGAAUCACCAACAUAGAUAAUAAAAACAUGCCUGUCAUCCCUCACCACAGAUGGCAUUCUACCUCUGUUGUGUUUGCUUAUUUUUUUGCGUUUCUCCCACCUUUUUACGUAUCGCUGAAACUACAGCCCCACCUUGAAACUUAUGUGAAAAAGGGAGCCCCCACCUUACUUCUAACGUUACCUGUUGAGACCACAAACCUCUCCCUUGACCACAAUACAUUCCUGUUGAUCCUGCUCACGAUAGGGAUGGCACUUUCAUAUAUAAAGGUGACAAAGCAGGAACCUUAAGGUAUCUACUUUGUAUCACUCUGGGGUGCUCCAUCAACAUUUAUUAUUUGGGACUGACCGCCUACUUAUAGUCCAAGAUGGCCUGUUACCUGCUGCUUAUAUGCGUUCUGAUCCUUUAUGGAAUUCCAAUGGGUAAAUAUAAGAGACUCGUAUACCUUAGCAAUGAAUUAUUAUUAUUGUGUAAGGUAUAUAUAUUACCUACACAGUUAUAUUAUAAGGUGUAUAUGUAACAUGUGUGUCCAGUGUACAGAAUGCAGAUUGACUUCCAAAAACAAUUCUACUCACACAACUGAUUUUUUUUUAAGUGUUUUUUUAUUUAGACACCAAAAGGGGAGCUUUAUCAAAGUGUUAUACUCUGAACAAGUGUUCAAACAUCUAAAACGAGAGGCGUCAUUAAUGGAACCACUGGUUUCCAUGGUGAUUGCACCAGAUUUAGCACAUGGUAUUACUUUGAUAAAUCUCCAUCACUGUAGUCAAAUGAACUCUAUUUAAUAUUUAAUUUACUAUAUGGACAUAAUGUAUAUCCGAGACAAAUUAUACAAAACACAUGGGGAUUUACCGAACAAAAGUGAAAAUAUAGAUUGUGGGUUUUAAGACAUAUUUUUCAUAUCAUAUCAUAUUUUAUUUAUUAGUUAUUUUAUGAAAAGAAAAAAAAAAUUCUUAUACUUUCUUUCAUUAUGGUAUUAACCCUGUACCUAGGUAUAUAGGAAUUUCACUUAUUAUAUUAAUAUAAUAUUUAUUAUAUUUUAAUCUUUUUAUGGAUGGAUGGAUGGAUGGAUUGUCUACUUACAAAAAUUAUCAGUAAGAGCUGUUAGUUAUACUCCACAGUAUUUUCAAAAUUCAGUGCUGGGUCGAUCCAUCUCAAAUGUGGUUCAAUAAUUGUAAAAUUGGUUACUAUACAUUUUAAAAAUGUAGGAUUGAGACUCAAACACUUGUCAUUAUAAAAUGACCCUAAAAGUGCAUCUUUCAAUAAUCUUGGGCAUUAUAUUAAGACUUCUAAGUGUAAGGACCAUCACUGAGCAAAAUAUUUAUAUAUGUAUAGGUAGCUUGUAAUGAGAUAGAGAUAUGUGUUGGAGCUUGGACCACCCUAAGCUGAGACAUUGAGGUUUCUGUAAAAGCUUUAACUAAAAUUUGUUGUGAGCCAUGUCACAAAUAUGGCCACUUUAUUUAAAAUAAGUAAAAUAAAAAACUGUUAUUUUUGCAAUAGCAGCACAUGGAAGUUAUUACUUUAAAAAUGGAAAAAUUCAUAACUGUUAAGCAACCUAUAUUGUACCACAUCAUAUGGAUUAACCCUAAAAAGAGCAUCCUUAUUGACACAUCUUGGGGUGUAGAAAUUUACAGAUGACAAAGAGAGAGCUCACUGAGAUGUGAAAUAUGGAGCAUUAAAUAAAUAUGUAAUAUGUAAUGCAAAUUUAAGUAAUGUUAGCAACUCACAUUAACCAGAGACUGCUAUUCAUAAGAUUAAAUAUGCUAAUAAAAAUAACACUGGUUAUUCCGUAAUAUAGUAAAUGUACAAAAUGAAAAUAUAAAUAUGCUACCCAUUGAUAAAAUAUAAACACAAACCUCACAAAAUAUAAUAAAUUAGCAAACUUUAAAUCUGUGUUUAUGUCUUUUACUUUUUUAGCUAAAAUUAAAUUUAUUUCUCCAUCCCUCUUCUUCAUUCAGAGAGACUGCUUUCAUUAUAACCAUCAUCAAUUCAUGUUUGUUUAUUUUGUCUUUUUUUUGUUUCUACUUAUUUAUUUAUUUUUAUUAUCCAACAAGAAGAAGCAGUGUAAUGUUAAGAGGGUAUAGAGAACUUUAAACAAAUUACAUGAAAAAAAUUAUAAAUUUUUUUAAAUCCCAAUAAAUAUACCCAACAAAGAUUUGCCUUUUGGAUUUCUUUAAUACAAAAUGCUAGUGAUCACUAAAGCAAUUCAUUUUAAUUGUUUUAUUUGCAUUACGUAAGCUGUUAUUGUGUUCUGUUUUCAUCCAUUCCAUCAAGAUGGGUCAAUAUUUUGACUUUUAAGAUUUCACAACGGAAUGUUCCAAAAAUAAAGAGAUCAAUGACUAGGUGUGCCCACAUUUACAGUGGGAACAUGUUGUUUACACAGAUAAAAGAAGGAUAUUGUGUGACAGAUACACCUCUAACCACAUUACUGGGGAUGCUCCAAAAACAAUCAAUCUGUUUGAUAUGACAUCAUCAGGGACAUUACAGUAAAUGAUGGCUUAAAUCUGCUAGAUGCAGGAUGGUACAGAGUAUAUAGAGGGCUUAUUAUUUUACUGAAGGAAAUACAACGCGCUUGUUAUUACUAUUGCUGUGCUCUAUAGCCCCCAUUACUCUCAGCCAGCAUCGGACAGGUUUGUGCAGCAGUUGAGAACAUAAAUAAAUACAUUUUCGAGCUGUAGCUGCUAGUGAACCACUUACUAGAAGUAAUACAUGUAGAUAAAAUAAAUAAAAUAAAUCAUUUAAACUGAAAUAGUAUAUCCCUACACCCACAGUUUGUCGCUUCUGAAAAAAAUACUUAUAUAUUAAUGUCAUAAUGGCACCAGUUUAUGAAUGGGAGCUCUGUUGAACAUUGGUUCAACAGCAUUAAAAAUAGCAAAAACAUGUAUAACAAUAUGGAAACAAAUCUGUGUUAACCCCUUAAGGACACAUGACGUGUGUGACAUGUCACGAUUCCCUUUUAUUCCAGAAGUUUGGUCCUUAAGGGGCUAAGGCCAUUCCGCUAUAUUUUGUAAAAUGUCAGUGUGAUUAACCCAGGCAUUUUUGCUUGGAAACUACAUAUUUCAUGAUGUUUAGACAACGUAUCUGAUUAUCCAUCGCUGCCUUACAGAGUUAAAAUCGGUGUACAUCAGACAGUAAAUAAAAGUAACUGAUAAACAUUAUAUUGUUUCCUUCUCUACAGGAGAACCUCAAACUGUGAGACAAUGUUAUAACUGCAACUACCAAGUAUACUCGCAAUGUAUGUACACUCAAAGUACCAGCACUUACUGUCCGGAUCCUACCGAUCAGUGUGGGACCAUGAAAGUUUUAAUAGGUAAUGUAUAUUGUAAUGGGGGGAUCACACCGUCCAUGGACCAGAUGGAAUAUCUAGAUACGGGGUUCUAUACAAAUCUCUGCUACCAUAGAAUCUGUGUAGGGUGAGAUUUUAUAGAUGCCUUCUGGAGUCACUGAAUGAUUCAGUACAUGGUAUACAUAUGCUAGCCUAAUGUCGGGCCAGGAAUGGGUUUCCUUUAUUAAAAACUAGGCAGUCGUCAGCACGAUUCCAUAUUCUAGAAUCGGAGAUAACAAAGAAAGGACCCCUGCACAGGAGAUGCCCUUGGCAGCAUGUGGCAUGGUGAUAAAGGGCACCCCUUGUUCAUAGGACUGGCCGCAUGUGCCUCUCCAGCCCAUCUCUUUUUCUUUUCUCAAUUCAUUUCUCAUUUUUCUUUUGGUUGCACAUGUGUCUUUACAAGUUACUUUUUUAAUUUAUAUAGAUCAAUAAAGGUUAUAUUUUAGCAUAUGAUUAUAAGGGUCUCCAGGGACCACCUAUACCACGACCCUCAGGGCUUUUUGCCCUUGGGGAUCCUUUCUUUGUUUUCCGCACAUUAGUGAGGGUCACCCCCUAUAAGGCCGUCCCUGACACACCACUACUAGUUCCCUUAGAGGUUACUAGAUUUUUGUUUGUAAAAUCGGAGAUAUGCUGAUGUUUCAACUUAAUUUAUCCAUACGCAAGUCCUCGCAUAACGUUCUUUAAUAAGAACCAUUUUGUAGACUAUUAUGGGUUAUAUAAAACUCUAAAUAAGCUUACCUUCCAAUUUUUAGACAGAAGGACACUUUCAUUUUAGAGGUGUGAGUAGGGGUAUGGCCAGGGACGGGGCUGUUCUGAGACAUUUUAAUUGAUUUACUAAUAACAAUUUAUACAACUAAAAUGUAAUUCAGAACAAGAACAAUGUAUCUUAAUACACAGACUGAUUUCUAAACACAUUUAUUGUAGUUUAAAGACACAUCACUGGGAGUAUUAUUGCUGUGGAGCUCUGUUUUACACUUAGACACAUUACUGGGAGUAUUAUUGCUGUGGAGCUCUGUAAUACACUCAGACACAUUACUGGGAGUAUUAUUACUGUGGAGCUCUGUUAUACACUCACACACAUUACUGGGAGUAUUAUUGCUGUGGAGCUCUGUUAUACACUCAGACACAUUACUGGGAGUAUUAUUGCUGUGGAGCUCUGUUUUACACUUAGACACAUUACUGGGAGUAUUAUUGCUGUGGAGCUCUGUUAUACACUCAGACACAUUACUGGGAGUAUUAUUGCUGUGGAGCUCUGUUAUACACUCAGACACAUUACUGGGAGUAUUAUUGCUGUGGAGCUCUGUUAUACACUCAGACACAUCACUGGGAGUAUUAUUGCUGUGGAGCUCUGUUAUACACUCAGACACAUUACUGGGAGUAUUAUUGCUGUGGAGCUCUGUUAUACACUCAGACACAUUACUGGGAGUAUUAUUACUGUGGAGCUCUGUUAUACACUCAGACACAUUACUGGGAGUAUUAUUGCUGUGGAGCUCUGUUAUACACUCAGACACAUUACUGGGAGUAUUAUUGCUGUGGAGCUCUGUUAUACACUCAGACACAUUACUGGGAGUAUUAUUGCUGUGGAGCUCUGUUAUACACUCAGACACAUUACUGGGAGUAUUAUUGCUGUGGAGCUCUGUUAUACACUCAGACACAUUACUGGGAGUAUUAUUGCUGUGGAGCUCUGUUAUACACUCAGACACAUUACUGGGAGUAUUAUUGCUGUGGAGCUCUGUUAUACACUCAGACACAUUACUGGGAGUAUUAUUGCUGUGGAGCUCUGUUAUACACUCAGACACAUUACUGGGAGUAUUAUUGCUGUGGAGCUCUGUUAUACACUCAGACACAUUACUAGGAGUAUUAUUGCUGUGGAGCUCUGUUAUACACUCAGACACAUUACUGGGAGUAUUAUUGCUGUGGAGCUCUGUUAUACACUCAGACACAUUACUGGGAGUAAUAUUGCUGUGGAGCUCUGUUAUACACUCAGACACAUUACUGGGAGUAUUAUUGCUGUGGAGCUCUGUUAUACACUCAGACACAUUACUGGGAGUAAUAUUACUGUGGAGCUCUGUUAUACACUCACACAUUUUAUUGCUGUGGAGCUCUGUUAUACACUCAGACACAUUACUGGGAGUAUUAUUACUGUGGAGCUCUGUUAUACACUCACACACAUUACUGGGCGUAUUAUUGCUGUGAAGCUCUGUUAUACACUCACACACAUUACUGGGCGUAUUAUUGCUGUGAAGCUCUGUUAUACACUCAGACACACCAACAAAAUGGAGCUCCUAGACAAGAGCAGAGGGGCACAAAUUAGAGACCUGGGGUUCAGUGAAAGUUUGUGUGAAUAACUAGUUUAGGAAGGAUAGCAUUCUAUUAAAGUCUAUGUGAGUUCUGUAGAAAUCUAUAAAGGGACUAGGUUUUAUGAAGAUGUGUCAGUCUAUAGCAACCUGUGAAUCGCCAGAACCUUGUGAGUUGUUGCUUUGAUAGGCAUUUUGAGCAAAUUGUGUGAGAUGAUGGUUUGACGAAUGAAGAAUGGGGUUGUAAAACAGUGUAUAAGAAGUAAGGAUGGGAUUCCCUUGAAAUCAGAGUUUCUGAAUUGCAGGAAAAGAAGUCUGAUUGAGCGGCUAUUUUGGAAACAAUUCUAGGCUCUAUACGAAUAUAGGACGUGCUUGGCUAUAGAUUCUAGGAAGUCGCCAAAUGUUUGCAGUAAACAUGUACUUUAACUCCAAAAAAAGAUUAAUUCAUAUAUUAGGUAACCAGACUAAAAUUAAAAAAGAAGUAUAUUUAAGUAAAUAUCAAUAAAUAGUGACAAAAUCUGUCAUUUUAAACUGUUUUAUCUGAAAUGUAAAAACUGAAAAAUAACAAACUAUGUUUUUGUUGCCUUAUUUAACCCCUUAAGGACACAUGACAUGUGUGACAUGUCAUGAUUCCCUUUUAUUCCAGAAGUUUGGGCCUUAAGGGGUUAAACAUUUACUCAAGAACAAACAUUGAUCUAAUGCCUGAGAGGAAAUGUCAGAUUUGGGUUAUUGAAGUGGUCAUGGUGCCUGGAGUCUGUAUGUGCAACUCUGCACACACCAAGUUUAACCGUUUGGCUGCCAGGGGUGCAACUGUAAAUGCAACAUCAUGGGGUGUCAUCAGGCAGCCCGGAACUAGAAUUACAGACUGGCUCGUUUCAAUUCUGUACACAUUUGUUAUUUUGCACAGUGUGCCAUUCACUGGCUGAGAGUGGGCAGCAAUGAAUGAAUGGCGACUGCAUCGGCGUCUUGUUUCUGCAGCUCUGCAGAAGCAGGAUGUGUGUUGCAGUGAAGAAGAGAAGCUUCAGGCCUAGCAAAGACCCAACAUCAUUAAACAGUUUGCCUCACUAGGAACCCGGCUCUCGUACUCUUGGCAGCAUUACCACUUAUAGGAUAGAAGAUGGCACUUGAAAGCCUUUAUUUCAAAAAAAUAAUCAAAGAGAUACACUGUAGAAAGGCAUAUAUUAAAAAUGUGUUAAAGGAACACUCUAAGUCCCAUAACAACUACAGCAUAUGGUAGUGGUUAUGGUGCCAUGAGUCUUGUGGUGCCCAUUCCUUUUUGAGUGUUGUGGUGCCCAUUCCUGGUUUGAUUACUUAUUCUAAGUAGUCAAACCAUUUUAAACAAGGUUUGUCUUCUUACGUUGGGUCUGCUGGGGGAGAGGGGUCACUUCUCCCCUCUACUUUAUCCAAGAGAGGAGGAUUCUCCAAACUCUGGCCCUCCAGGUGUUCCUUAACUACAACUCCCAUGAGUCUUUGGUUAUGUAUUUCAUUCAGGGCCACAGUUUGGACAACCCUGCAAAAUGAAGCCAGAAGCUCCUGCUUAGGACAUACCUCCCAAUAUUUCAACUGGAGGAACACUUUAUUUUUAGGGGUGUGAGUGGGAAUGCAACAUUUACUUUUUUAAGAUACACAAAAACAUUUUUUAAAUGUUAUCCUGCAACCAUAAACAUCAGCGUUAUUCAAUAAAGUAUGAAUUGCUGGGAAUUCAACCAUAAACAUCAGUGUUAUUCAAAGAAAGUAUGAAUUGCUGGGAAUUCAACCAUAAACAUCAGUGUUAUUCAAAGAAAGUAUGAAUUGCUGGGAAUUCAAAGUGAAUUUAACAUUUUAGACCAAAAUAGCUGAAAUGAAAACACAGCAUAUUUAAUUAUUUUAAAUUCACUUUACUUUGUAUUUUAAUUCUGAUUUUAUCUAUUUGCUGACAAUUCAGUGCUUGAUUGUGGAUUUUAGCCUCUGUCAGCAGGAAAAGGUAUUUGAAAGAGCAACAGGUGUAAAUCCCAUUAAACUCUGUUUCUUUCUCCAAUGACAGGAAAUCAGGUGGCUUUCUCCAGAUCUGGAUGCAUUGCCACAGCAGAAUGCAACAGAUCCUCCGUAGCAAUAACAACAGGAAUACUCAGAACGUACUUUUACAAUUCAACAUGUUGUGAAACGAAUUUCUGCAACAGUGGUUUCUCCAUCCGAGCACCCCAACUCGCCUUCCUGGGAGUCCUGCUCACCCCUACACUAUUUGCAAUGCUUUGAGGAAAACACUCACUCAUUCUCUUUAUAAGAUAUAUUUGUAUUUUAAGAAAGUGUAACAAAUAUAUGUACAGUA
Molecule: messenger RNA, 24351 nt
Organism: Pelobates cultripes (western spadefoot toad)
Lineage: Eukaryota; Metazoa; Chordata; Amphibia; Anura; Pelobatidae
Source: the annotation of a GenBank genome assembly